AUGCCUCACGCAAUACAAGACUUAGAGCCCAUCGCCAUCAUUGGCAUGGCCUGUAGGUUUCCAGGUGGAGCCAACAGUCCCGAAGAACUAUGGCAAAUGCUUGCAGAUGGAAGAACAGGCUGGUCGGAAAUCCCAGCCGACCGCUAUACGUGGAGGUCUUUCCACCACCCGGAUCCUAAUUCCGAAGCUGCACACAACCAAAAGGGCGGUGGCUACAUCGACCGUGACCUCGCUGCCUUCGAUGCUGCAUUUUUUAACAUUCCUGCCGCAGAGGCGAAUGGGCUAGAUCCCCAGCAGAGAAUCCAUCUGGAAACAGCUUAUGAAGCACUAGAGAGCGCCGGUUUGCCGCUAGAUAGUGUCUGUGACUCCAGGACAUCAGUUCAUGUGGCGACUGUCAGUCGAGACUACGACCGCAACGCCUAUCGAGACCCGCAAGAUCUGGCGAAAUAUCAGCUUACUGGUUGUGGAGAGGCGAUUACAUCCGGACGAGUUUCAUAUACAUUCGACCUGAGGGGGCCCUGUUUCUCACUAGAUACCGGCUGCUCGGGGAGCUUGGUGGGCCUCCAUCUUGCUGUGCAAGGACUCCGAUCGAGGGAGACAGAUAUGGCACUUGUGGGCGGCACGAACCUACUCCUUUCGCCAGACAUGACCAUUGCUAUGAGCAAGCUGCAUAUGCUGAACGAUGAUGGUAAAUGCUACGCCUUUGAUGGCCGCGGGAAGGGCUACGCGCGAUCCGAAGGCGUAUCUACAAUUGUGCUUAAGCGCUUGUCCGAUGCCCUCGAUGCUGGAGACCCAAUUCGGGCCAUCGUCCGCAAUACUGGCAUCAACCAAGAUGGCAAGACAAAUGGGAUUAUUCUUCCCAACUCGCAAGCACAGGAAGACCUGAUGCGGUCGAUACACUUGGAUGCCGGGUUGAACCCGAGCAUGACUAGCUACGUUGAGGCUCACGGCACGGGAACACAAGCUGGAGAUAAUGCCGAGAUCAACUCAAUUUCCAAGGUAUUCUGCGAUGGCAUCGAGAGAAGCCAGCCACUCUUGGUCGGAUCAGUCAAGGCAAAUUUAGGACACUGCGAGAGUGCAAGCGGCUUAGCAGGUCUGAUAAAGACGGUUCUAGCACUGGAGAAGGGCUUUAUUCCAGCGACCCCAGACCUGCUCAAUGUAAAAGAGGGCCUUGAUCUGGCAAAACGGAAUAUUCGGAUUCCGCAGUGUCUCGAAGAAUGGUCAACAGCGGGGCUGCGACGGGCGGCAAUUAAUUCAUUCGGCUACGGCGGGACAAACGUCGCAGCAAUCUUAGACGCCUUUCAGCCCAAUCAACGAAGCAAUGGUGCCAAUGCCCAUGAUGACAUCCACGGAGCGAUUGGUAUCAAUGGAGCGCAUAACAAAUGUACUCUCUUCGUCGUCUCAGCGAAGUCCCCUAAGUCCUUGGUCAGCAGCCUCAACAAUCUGAAGCAAUGGGUUGGCUCCCAGCUGCAUCUCCCCUCAGAAAAGUUCCACCGACUGGCAUACACACUGUCAGAGCGGCGCUCCAAAUUCCCCGUCCGUACAAGCUUUGUUGCCAGCACAGUGGAGAAUUUUCUCGCCGCCGCCUCGAGCGCAAUUGAUAGACAACCGGGAAGGGCAGCGAGCAAGCCUAAACUCACUCUGAUCUUCACUGGCCAGGGAGCACAGUGGCAUGCGAUGGGCCGUGAACUUCUUCAUACGCAGUCCAGCUUCGCCAGUUCCAUGCGGGAGUCAGAAGAGAUACUCAGGAACCUGGGUGUCGAAUGGAGCCUGAUUGAGAUGUUAGCUCGUGAUCAAGCCACAUCUCGGAUAAAUGAGUGUGAGAUAUCACAGCCCGCUACGACAGCCCUUCAGAUCGCGUUAGUCGAUCUCCUAAAGAGUUUCUCGGUUCACCCAGACUCUGUAGUUGGACAUUCCAGUGGUGAGAUAGCGGCUGCGUAUGCCGUUGGUGCGCUGUCACAUUCUGGGGCUCUGUACGCUUCCUUUCAUCGCAGCAAAGUCUCCCAUUUAGUUAAGCAGGUAAUCAGCACGCCUGGUGGGAUGCUUGUCACGACCCUCAACGAAACCACCGCGUAUAGUUACAUCAACCGUAUUGGCAGAAAGCGGUUAUCACUAGCUUGUAUAAAUAGCCCAAGCAGCACGACAAUCUCAGGCGACAUGGAUGCUCUCAAUAAUUUGAAAGCGCUCCUGGAUCGCGAGUCUAUCCAGGCAAAGCUACUGUCGGUCGAUGUGGCGUAUCAUUCGCACCACAUGAAGGCUGUGGAAGAUCAGUAUCUGAACGCGCUACAGGGUUUGGAAACGUUCGAGGCCUGUGAGGACAUCCAGUUCUUCUCAUCCGUAACUGGUGAGCUGAAGGUGUCUGGCUUCGGUCCUCACUACUGGGUGCAGAAUCUCGUGUCCACGGUGCGAUUUUCAGAUGCUUUAUUGGCAUCCUGUGGAGGUUCAGGGCUACGACCUACGUCUCGCGUGAUUAUGGAGGUCGGUCCUCAUUCAGCGCUCGCAGGACCUACAAAGCAAACCCUGACGUCGGGACCGAACAAGUUCGAUCACAAGUACGCAUCCGCCCUUGUCCGCGACAACAACGCGUACUCGACCGUCCUCAAACUCGCCGGGAAACUAUUCGAGUUGGGCAUAGAUGUUGAUAUUGAGGCUGUAAACUCAAUGAACGGCGGUGCAAAAAUGCAUAAUAUGGUCCUCGACCUACCCCCCUAUGCAUGGGACUAUUCCAAUCAAUACUGGCACGAAUCGCGGCUAAGCAAGGAAUACCGCUUCCGAAAAUAUCCUUACCAUGAGCUUCUAGGCUUAAGGCUCAUUGGAAGCACCCCGCUGGAACCUCUCUGGAGAAACAUCCUCAGCAUCGACGCGCAGCCCUGGCUGUCAGAGCAUGUCAUUGAUGGUUUCGCUAUUCUUCCAGGCUCGAGCUUUCUCACAAUGGCCAUGGAAGCAGCACGUCAGCUAAACGACGAAAGGGGCGCUCGCAAGAUCAAGCGGUUUCAAUUGAAGCAAGUGAACUAUUCCAAGGCCAUCAUGAUCCCCGAGUCUCCUGGCAAAGUUGAGGUCAUGAUAAGCUUUUCGGCACUAUCUGCCCAUGGCACCAGUUCAUCCCAAUCAUCGAACUGGGAGAGGUUUCAGAUCACGUCUUCAGCAGACGCACAGACAUGGAGUCUAAACUGUGUGGGGCUUAUCAGGCUCGAACCCGAAACCGAACGGAACGAGGUUGACGGAGGCCGUGAAGAACUGCAAGGACUGUCCGAUCUGCGGAAUCGCUUGCAGCAGACCAGGGAAACCUGCACACAGCCCAUCGAUCACAAUGCGCUAUACGAGGAAAUGCGCCGCAAUGGGAUCGACUACGGUAAUAAUUUCGCGACGAUCAAGGAGCUACUCAUCGGCGAAUGCCAGGCGCUCGGGAAAGUUGUCAUCCCUGACGUAGCGCAGUGUAUGCCGUCCCGAUAUCAACAGCCGCAUACUAUCCACCCGGCAACGUUUGAUGCGCUGAUGCACAUCGUUCUGCCAUUGUACUUCCGCCACUGCACUGUUGGCACGGCAAUGCUGACUUCCAUUGAGGAAGUUACUGUUACGGCUGAUAUCACGACUAAACCUGGAAGUCAACUUGAUGUAUGCGCUGCUCUCUCACCCUCAGGGCCACGGUCCGGUUCAGUUGAUGUCGCUGCUUUUCAGAAGGAUGGGGAUGAAACCAUACCCGUAGUCGUCCUGCGCGGCCAGAAAUUCCAAGGUAUCGCAACUAGCGUAUCGUCUGCGCCAACAACAUAUAUUUCACGUCCGUUGCACAGGGUCCAGGAACCACUCAAGAUGACUAUCGCCACGCCAGGAGUAGUGAGUAGCCUAUGCUUUGUCGCGGACGAAAUUGCACGAGCUCCUUUGCGACCGGACGAAGUCGAGAUCAAGGCUCUGGCAUUCGGGUUAGAUGUUGGAGACGUGGAUGUGAUCCUUGGCAGAAGCGGAGACUCCGUGAGCAUUGGGGAGUGCGCGGGGACCAUCACUGCCGUGGGGUCUGCCUUGACGCACUCUUUUCAGAUCGGCGAACGAGUUUGCGCCUGGAACACCAGUGUUGUCUUUGCCAGUAGGACACGAGUAAAAAGCGCUUUCGUGCAGAAGAUCCCAGUAUCAUGGUCUUUCAAACUCGCCGCGGCUCUUCCGCGGAACAUUUCGCUCGCUUAUCACUGCUUACGUUCCUGUGCUCAGGUUGAAUCCGGGCAGAUUGUGUUGGUUCAUAACGCAGGUGGUGCUCUUGGACAUGCGGUGGGACUUGUUGCAAAUAUUCUUGGCGUCCGGGUGGUGGCAACGGUCAGGACAAAAGCAGAGAAACAUGCUCUACAGUCUUUCACCGCUAUACGGGCAGCUCAUAUCCUCUAUUCGGAAGACGUGGCACUUCCAAAGGCUUUAUUACGUUUAACCGAAGGUGCAGGUGUUGAUGUACUGUUCAACGCUUCAUCUACAGCGCUUCCCGUCGACUUGGCCGUAUCAGUAAAGGCAUUCGGCACAGUUGUUGAUCUUAGCCAACAGUCCACAUCCUUCGCGAUCGCAGAUCGCGCUACCAAAUACAUAUCCUUAGAUAUGGUGCAACUUCUAAGACACAUUCCUACCCAGGCAAGCGCAGCGUUCAAGACCGUACUAUCGUUGCUACCAGAUGGCGACGUGAACGAUCUGGUGCCUCUGAGUGCAGUGCCUAUAUCCGAUGUCGCAUCCGCAUUCAAGGCUGUGCAAGAUCACAAGAACGUUGGGAAAACGGUGUUGCUCGCGGGAGAAGAUGCAGUCGUCAAUGUUCAAGAAGCUGUCGCGUCGACAACUCUCCUCACAAAUGUCGAUCGCAUCAUCAAAGCCGUCAACGAGCUCUCUGUGUCGCAAGACCAAAAGCAGCUUUUACUUGAUUUAAUCAGUCAUCCUGGUACGGCCGCGGCUGAUGCAGCAUCUGCCGUCAAGAGCAGCGGGGCCUCCUUAUCAACCUCCAGCGGGAGGAUGGGAGUAGGACGGCGCCUCGAAGCUACUACAAGCCUGCAAGAAGCUCGGACAAUCAUUCUAGAGGAGCAGAUCAAGAAAGUAUCCUCUCUUGUAUCUGUCAAUGCACAGCAGCUGGACCUCAAUGAAUCUCUAGCUGACCUCGGCCUUGAUUCUUUGAUUGCGAUAGAAUUCAAGAAUUGGCUCGCACAGAGUCUGGGAGCCGAUGUUAGAGUCCACGACAUUCUUGAUGCCAAUAAUCUGGGAGAACUAGCUGAUCUAAUGGCACAACGAUCCAAAUUCGUUCCGGGUGGGUUGCCAGAGAGGUCUGGUAAGACUCUCUCGCUCAAACAGGUUGACGAGCGGCAACUGCCAUCGAGUGGAGGACAAGAGGCAUCGAAACUCCAGCAGAGCGACACCGGCAUUGCAAUCGCGGCGAACAAUAACGCAACCCAUUCAACCAACUUGACGAAAAACGAUCAGCUACAGCCAUCAAACCAGGGACAUUGCUCGACAGCUAAUAAUCGUCCGAAAUUUCCCUUGCCUCCGUUAGAUGCAAUACUAGAUGCCUACCUUACCGGUGUCAAAGCUUUCGCAACCCCGGAAGAAUUCGAGAACACCGCUCGUCUCGCUAAAGAAUUCAAAAAACCAGGCAGCAAGGGAGCCCGCCUCUACGAUCUCGCCGUAGCUCGACACACAGACCCGGAUUGCGAAAACUGGGAGCAUGAACUGCAACUCCAUGCUGGUUUCCUCGAUCGCAGGUCACAGCUCGUUUGGUCUAACUUCUGGUUCAGUCAUCCACUCAGCAAGCGUCAGCAUUCACAAGCCGAGCGCGCUGCUCUGCUUACGUUGACGGCGACCCAAUUCAAAUUGAGGCUAGAGGCGGGAUUGGUCAAGCCCAUGGUGCUUAAUGAGCAGGAGCUGACGACUGCGUAUCGUCCAUACAUCUUCAACAGUGUACGGAUACCGCGCGUUGGCAGUGAUGAAAUCCAAAGGGACCCAAGUGCCAAGUAUUGCGUGGUAUUUUGGCGGGGGCAUGCAUUCCAAUUAGAUCUUCUUGUGGGAGGUCAGCCGGCGGCGUUGAUUGACUACUUUCAAGCGUUCCGCUCCAUCUUAAGUCAAGACCUAGACCGCUCCAACUUGCCAAUAUUCACAUCGGACUACAGACCCUCAUGGGAUGAGGCAAGGGACGAGCUUCGGCGAUUGGAUCCAGUGAAUGCUGCCAGCAUCGCCACCAUUGAAUCAUCGGCUUUCAUCGUGGCGUUGGACGAAGCUACGCCUUUGACGGCAACCGAGCGAGCAAGGCAGUUCCAUUUCGGAGGCCACAAAGAUGCUGCAAACCGCUGGCAGGAUAAGUCUAUCCAGUUCGUAGUUUGCAGCAACGGGGCGUCCGGUUUUAUCGGUGAGCACAGCAUGCUGGACGCUCUGACGCUCACUGAGCUUCUGGAUGAUCAAGCGACAGCCAUCCGCAGCCAUGCUCCACUGGACGACGCGGUUAUUCCUGAAUACCCAGCCCUCACUCCUAUGUACCUGCCCCUCGAGACCAAUUCAGCACUCGAAACGCGUAUUCUCAAUGUUCAAAGGCAGUACGCAGAGACGACAGAAGACGCGGAACACGCAUACCUACUCUUUGAAGGCUACGGCUCAGCCUUCUUACGGGCGCACAAACUGUCCCCGAAGAGCGUCUUCCAGAUGGUCGUCCAGCUAGCCGCUCUGGCCACAUUUGGCUUCACGCCUCCAUGUUGGGAGACGGUCAACCAAGCACACUACCAUCUCGGUCGCGUCGACAUUAUCCAGGUGAUAGUGCCCGCAGUCGCGCGCUUUAUUCAAGCCGCCGGGGACUCCUCCAUUCAACUGUCUAAGCGCCGCGUUCUUCUAAUCGAAGCGAUCCGCGCGCAUGUGAACACGAUCAACAAAGCUGGACGCAACCUCGGAUGGGAGCGCAAUCUAACCGCUUUAAAGACACUAGCAGUGACUCCAGAAGACGUUCCUGAGCUAUACCGAGACCCUGUAUACAAUAAAGUGCGGCCUCGGCUCCUAACUAGCCACUGCUUCGAGACAGGAAUGAUGGAGAAGGGGCACAUUUGGAGGGAUCCCAAGGCCAUCUGGUCACACUAUGAGGUCUAUGAUCAGAGUGUGUACUUUUCUGUUGUCACUCUGGAGACCCAUCGUGCAAGUCGCUUCUGUAAGAAUCUGGAAGAGGCGGCGGGGCUGAUGAAAGAAAUUAUUGCUGCAGCAGAGAAUUGAUAACUCCGUAUGAUCCACGAUUCCGCGAGGAUGGAAUUGACGGACUGGGGCAAAUAAUGAUGACCGUGUGGAAUAGAUGCAGUUGGUGGUGAGACAACGGAGACACGCAUGAUAAAACCACCCGGUUACUUGAG
Molecule: messenger RNA, 7337 nt
Organism: Aspergillus candidus
Lineage: Eukaryota; Fungi; Ascomycota; Eurotiomycetes; Eurotiales; Aspergillaceae
Product: ketoacyl-synt-domain-containing protein
Exons: 6
Coding region: 1-7203 (2400 amino acids)
Biological process (GO): fatty acid biosynthetic process; secondary metabolite biosynthetic process
Molecular function (GO): oxidoreductase activity; phosphopantetheine binding; fatty acid synthase activity
Source: RefSeq, a predicted model, not a curated record